AGAAACGUUUUCCACCAGUGUCUGAGCGAGGUGACUGAAGAGACGCACGGAAAAAAAAAAAGGCACAUGUCAGGAGAUCGCUUUAUCGAGGACUGAUUUACACCCGAACUCCAAAAGACGUGAAACCAGAAUAACCCUCUGAAGAUGAACACCUCCAGCAACAUCUCAUGCGACGGCAAGUGGAGUGCCGAUUUCCAGUUCUACCUGUUCCCCAUCACCUACAUCCUCGUGAUGGUGUUCGGUCUGCUGGGGAAUCUGGGAGCUCUUUACGUCUUCAUCUUCAAAACAGAGCACAAGUCCCCCUCCAGCGUUUACAUCAUCAGCCUUGCAGUGGCGGACACCAUUUUCCUGUGCGUCCUCCCCUUCCGCAUUCACUACCACCUCAACAACAACAACUGGACCUUCGGAAACACGGCGUGUCGCCUGACCGGUACGCUCUUCUUCUCCAACGUCUACAUCAGCAUCGCCUUCAUGAGCUGCAUUUGUGUGGACCGCUACCUUGCCACCGUCCAUCCCCACAUGUACCUGCGGCUCCGUAACACGCACUGUGCUGCGGCUGUCUCCGCCUGCCUCUGGGUGCUCGGAGGGACGACCAUUUUAACCUUCAUGUUCACAUCUCCGGAUAUGCAUACGACCGGGGCGCAGGUGAGCUGCUUCGAGAACUUUUCAGAGGACGAAUGGAAGACGAAUCUGGCUCCGUACAGCGCCUACAGCCUGGUAUUCGGCGCCUUGCUUCCCUCAAUCAUCAUCUUGGUGCUCUACCCGGUGGUGGCGCGUCGGAUCGCACGGAUCAAGACGCGAACAGCGCGCAAUGCCCUGAGGAUCAUCUACACCAUCCUGGCCAUCACAGUCCUCUGCUUCUUGCCCUACCACCUAGUGUACUUGCUGCACGUGCUGUGGCGAACUCAGGUCAUCCAUAACUGCUUGCUAGCUGACGUUAUCUACAAAGCGAGGCGUGUUACCAUGGCGCUGGUCAGCAUGAAUAGCCUACUCGACCCUGUGCUGUACUACUUCGCCACCAGCCACUGCAAGUGGACCUGCAAAUGGAACUUCAAUAAGCUGAAGCCAAAGAAGAAAAGAGGCGUCUACGCCAUCUCGGAGACUUUAUAAGCUCAAUGAAGAAACAAUCUCCAUUUGUCGAGAUGAGGAGGGGCGCCUAUGUGACUCAUACACCUUACGAGUAGCUUGGAAGGAGUUUUCUGGUGAAAUAUUCUACUGUUUGAAAUGAUAAUUGAUUGACCAGGGGCUGAAAACUGAAGGAAAAAUGUAUUUUUCAUUUUGUAAUCUUUGUACAUAAAACUCUUGUGUAUAUAGAACAAAAACCAAACAAAAGGAAACAAAAGCUCAAAUCCAAUGACUUUUGCAUACAAUCUUGUCUGUAUUUAUCUUGUUGCUGUUGGACGUUGAAAGCGUGAGUGAGUGGAAGGAAAGAGGAAAGAAAAAAAGUAACUAGAGCAGCAUUGUGCAGCGCUGCUUAGCCAAAAAUAGUUGUUUGGUUGAAUGGUUUACUUCUGGGUAAUGUUGUGUUCUUCUGUGCAUUUGACCACUGUGUACGUUACAGUUUGAAACAUGCUAGGAGCGGCAGCAGAGGUAGCAAUGUAACAUGUUUGCAACAGUUAAAAGGGCUGCUCUAGGAGGAUUUAUGCCCAGGGAGAAUGGUUGUGAAAUCCAAGGGAUGAGAACCACUGGAGUAAGGAACUUCACUGGGUAGAUGCUUAUAGACAGAAAUGCGUUUUUAAUCAGUACUUUGAAAAAGUCAGCCUUGGGUUACCAUCCAAUCAUACGCCGUGGCAAACCGAUCAAACUGUGACAUCAUAGCAACCAUGAAAACGUUAGUGAGGAGUUCAUUUGGUCAAUUUCCAAAAUGGCUGCCGAGUUUAUUCCUCAAUGGAAACAUUUAUACGCUGGUCGACGGAAAGGAAGAGUUAUGGAUGAUGACAGAACUGAAAAGAUGAGUUUUAGUUGUUGUUUUAUUAUUAUUAUUCUUUUUUUUUUAGCCAUCAUGCUGCGCAAUCUUAAGGUUUAAAUGAGAUGCUUAGGUUUUAAUCAGCGACUCUAAAUCACUGAAGUUGUGUAUGAAAUGAAACGGUGGAAUUCGUGUUUAUCUAGAAACUUCGUGUAAUCCGAUCUCUGUGGGUGCAAAAUAAAAAUGCAUUGUACGCUGUGCCUAAACUUUCGCCAGGUGGGCAUUUCUGUUGCCAUAGUUACCACAGCAAAUCAUAGCUGUGUAUAUAUAUAUAUAUA
Molecule: messenger RNA, 2244 nt
Organism: Ictalurus punctatus (channel catfish)
Lineage: Eukaryota; Metazoa; Chordata; Actinopteri; Siluriformes; Ictaluridae
Product: lysophosphatidic acid receptor 6
Exons: 2
Coding region: 145-1110 (321 amino acids)
Biological process (GO): G protein-coupled receptor signaling pathway
Cellular component (GO): membrane
Molecular function (GO): G protein-coupled receptor activity; oxysterol binding
Source: RefSeq, a predicted model, not a curated record